AUGGCAUCAAUGGUCCCCUCUAAGCGGCCCCCAGAAGAGGAGCCCUCAAUCUCGUCCAAAAAGCCAAAGCAGGGAGUCGACCAAGAACGCAUUCAAAAGAUGCUAGCAGAAGCCCGCGCCCGUGCAGCAGCUGUCGCCGCAAAGCUAAAUAGCAAUGUCAGAAUAUCUGCUCCAUCCUCCGCAUCCCCAACGCCCCCGCCAGCACCGCCACCUCCAGCCGCACAAUCCGCCGCUGACAGGAUCGCCGCGAUGAGGGCCCGUGUGUCCGGGGCCGUAUCUAGAUCCUCCGGACUUGCGGCGGGCGGGCCACCCAGGCCACCGCCGAGUGCACACAGGAGGGAAGAGCCGGACAUGGAGGAGGUAUCCAAGGCGCGUGGUGGACUGGAUGUGGGACUUCAUCCCGCGCUGCUGGGCGAUGGUGGGGACGCUGGAUCGGCAAAGCGCGGAAAGGGGGGGAUUCCACCCAAGUUUGCAACUACCAUGGCGAAUCGGCGGGCAAAGGGGAAGACCGGGAAGAAACAGCUGGAGAUUCAGGGUCCCUCGGCGGACAUGACGGACCCCAGCAAGAACCCGUAUUUUGAUCCAAAUCUUGCGUCAAAGGUCGUUGCGCCUCGGAGGAUGAGCAAGGCUUUGGCAUUCAAUCAGAAGGGGAAAUAUAUUGAGCAGGCGAAUGCUCUGCGUAGACAAGCUGCUCUAGAGGCUAUGAAGAAAAGGAUUGCGGAGGCGGCUAGGAAGGUGGGGAUUGAUGAGGACAUGCAUGCAGAUAAGGCAUUUGCUGUGAGUUUUCCUACUCCUCAUAUAUGUAAACUUGCUAAUUCGCCACUACAGCGUGAACCACCCCCCGAAAUCGAGUGGUGGGACCAAGGCCUCACAACUGCCUCCUCAUACGAAGCAAUAACCCCAGAAACCCUCCUAAUCUCCGCCGCCGACACAAUAGUAACCUACUACGUCCAACACCCAGUCCUCCUUGCCCCACCACAGGACCAACUCGCGCCGGCAAUGAAGCCCUUCCCCCUGACCAAGAAAGAACAAAAGAAAGUCCGCCGUCAACGCCGCGCUGAAGCCCUGAAAGAAAAGCAAGCGAAAGUCCGCCUCGGCCUAGAACCCCCACCGCCGCCAAAGAUCAAGAAAUCAAACUUAAUGCGAGUCCUCGGCGAAGAAGCGGUGAAAGACCCCACAGCAGUAGAAGCGCGUGUGAACCGCGAAAUCAAAGAACGCCAUGAAGGUCACUUAAAAGCGAACGAAGAGCGCAAACUGACGAAAGAACAACGCCACGAACAGCUCGCCGCGAACCAGGAAAAGGAUUUGGCCCGUGGUAUCCACGUCCUCGUCUUCCGCAUCGAGACAUUAGCGAACGGGAGACAUAGGUACAAAAUCAACAUCAACGCGGAACAACUGGCUUUGACGGGGAUCUGCAUCCUCAACCCGAAAUUCAAUCUCGUUAUUGUGGAGGGCGGGAUCCACUCCAUCACAAAGUUCCGCAAACUGAUGGUGAAUAGGAUCGAUUGGAAGGAGGGCAUCACCGCUAGAGAGGGGAGCAAAGGUGUCGAGGGCGAUGCGGGGGCCGAGGAAGAAGGGCAGGCGGUCGACAUGACAAAGAAUAUGUGCACGCUGGUCUGGGAGGGUGAGGUUCGGCAGAAGGGAUUUAAAAGAUUUACUACCGAGCGGGUGCCCAGUGACGCCCUGGCUCGGGAGCGGCUGGAGAGAGCUAGGAUGGAGUAUAUGUGGACUCAGGCCAAGAAUGCUGUUGCGAAGGAGGGU
This is a messenger RNA of Tuber aestivum (summer truffle), 1761 nucleotides long. The record is from the annotation of a GenBank genome assembly. Lineage: Eukaryota; Fungi; Ascomycota; Pezizomycetes; Pezizales; Tuberaceae.